AUGAGCCUCUUCGGUAUUGGCAGAAACCAGAGAACAUUCCGCCCAAAAAAAAGUACUCCUUCUGGAAGCAAGGGAGCUCAGCUUAGAAAACACAUUGAUGCGACAUUAGGUAGUGGAAAUCUGAGGGAAGCAGUAAAGCUACCUCCUGGAGAGGAUUUGAAUGAGUGGCUAGCUGUCAACACUGUUGAUUUUUUCAACCAGGUGAAUCUGCUCUAUGGCACCCUCACAGAGUUCUGUACUCCCGAGAAUUGUCGCACAAUGUCUGCAGGACCCAAGUAUGAAUAUCGAUGGGCAGAUGGUGUGCAAAUUAAGAAACCUAUUGAGGUAUCUGCUCCAAAGUAUGUAGAAUAUCUGAUGGACUGGGUUGAAACACAGCUUGAUGAUGAAUCUAUAUUCCCUCAGAAGCUUGACCUGUGGGAUCAUGAUGCAGGUUCUCCAUUUCCUCCCAACUUUAAGGAUGUGGUGAAGACAAUAUUCAAGCGUCUGUUCCGUGUAUAUGCUCAUAUUUAUCAUUCUCACUUUCAGAAAAUUGUGAGCCUCAAAGAAGAGGCUCAUCUAAACACCUGCUUCAAGCAUUUUAUACUCUUCACUUGUGAGUUUGGGCUGAUUGAAAAAAAGGAACUGGCUCCACUUCAAGAGCUUAUAGACACCAUUAUAUAUUAA
Molecule: messenger RNA, 663 nt
Organism: Vicia faba (fava bean)
Lineage: Eukaryota; Viridiplantae; Streptophyta; Magnoliopsida; Fabales; Fabaceae
Source: the annotation of a GenBank genome assembly